GUACUAAACGACCGCUUGAGGUCUUCGUGUCGUUGCUUGUGCUGUGCGGCGAAGCACCCUAGCGAAGCUGAACGGCUAAGGCCGUGGUUUCUUCCUUUAGAUUUCGUCGAAUUUCAUUUAAACGCUGCAUUUUUAACCAUGUGGUACGAAAUACUGCCCUCUGUUGCCAUCAUCGGCGUUCUGAUGUCAAUUCCAAAUCUUACCGCUAAGCCAUUGUCUUGGCUUUUCGACGGAAAGCCUUACAGGCGAAUCUUGUACAAUGUGAAAGAUCGGGAGGACUGCAUGCGGGACGAGCGGCUGAGUGGGAGUAUAUACAAGACCAUCGGACUUGAAGGAAUUCCCGAUGAGCCUGAGAAGUAAGGAAGAAGUGAGCAACAACGUUUGUGACAAGCACUGUAGUCACGAAGUGAUAUAAAUGACAUAUGUACAGUGA
Molecule: messenger RNA, 433 nt
Organism: Rhipicephalus sanguineus (brown dog tick)
Lineage: Eukaryota; Metazoa; Arthropoda; Arachnida; Ixodida; Ixodidae
Gene: ND-MWFE
Product: NADH dehydrogenase [ubiquinone] 1 alpha subcomplex subunit 1
Exons: 3
Coding region: 139-360 (73 amino acids)
Source: RefSeq, a predicted model, not a curated record